AGAGUGAUUCAGGCUAUUAGGCUCCACAUUCUACUCAUCAGCUAGCAUGAAUGAGUCGCUAGGGACAUUCCAGCUCUCCUGCAACACAAGCCCCAGCCUGGUGCCUGACCUUUACAUCAGUGUCACCAAGCAGGAGCCUUACCACAUCGCCAUCCCUAUGACUGUGUUCUAUGCUAUCCUCUUUGUCUUCGGGGUUCUAUUCAAUGGCAUCAGCAUCCUGACACUCCUCACGGACGUCCGCAUGAAGGCCAGUGCCAUCCAGCUAUACCUCCUCAGCCUGGUUCUGUCUGAUGUCCUCCAGCUCCUGACCAUCCCCAUCACUGUGUACCGUUACUAUUGGGAGAGCUACCCAUGGAGGCUGGGUGAGCCCUUGUGCAAGGCUUACUUCAUGGUGCGCCAAAUGUACUGUGCCACCACCAGCUGGGUCAUCCUGGCAUUCACAGGUGAGCGCUACAUGGCCAUCUGCCACACAAUGCGCUCCCUAUCCAGCCUCCAGAGGUCUCGACUGCCCUGCCUGUUGGCCUGGAUCUGGCUGCUGUCACUGGGCUCGUCUGUGCCCUUUGCUCUCGUCUACAGGCAUGCACGGGCAUGCAUCCUGGACUAUGGGGCUACAUCACCCGACAAGGCCUUUGUAGUAUCUACCAUGUGCGAGAUGACAGAAGAGGAGCCGUCCCCCGUCUACAAGGGCGCUCUGCUACUUCGAGGCAUCCUGUGCUUUCUAGUGCCCCUCAUGUGCAUCUUCACCCUCUACAUCCUCAUCAUUGCUCACUUCAGAUACAACAGUCGCCAACGCACAGCCAUGGGCAUCACCAGGGCGGUCGCCAGUGGUGAUGGCAGAACCACACAGUGCCUCCAGAAUGGCAAGCUGCUGCUCCAGGAGAAGCGGGCACUGCGGCUCAUGGGUGCAGUGGUGGUGGCUUUCUUCAUGUUUAACUUCCCUGACAUCGCCUCAUCACUCAUGCAGGUGUAUGUGAGCUCGUGGUCAGGCCUGCUGGACAACUAUUGGCCCAUUCAGGCCCCCAUGGCUGCGGUUCUGCAGACAUAGGAGCACAACGUCGGUGACGAGCAUGGUUAGCCAGACCUCUGCAGGAGCACUCAGCAUGUCAGCCUGAGGGCCUCUCUCUGUUAUAAAAGGAGAAACAUUUCCCUGAAAUCACUAUAUACUGACUACCGUAAAAUUGGCAAUUUGUUUCAGAUAUUGUAAAUUGUGUUCAUGUUGUGCUACCAGGUUGCUUUAGGUGUCUUUCGUUGCUUCAGAAGUAUUUCUGUUAGUGAAUUCAAAUGGAAAUAGCUUCAUUCCCUUUAUCAUCUUUGUCUAAAGGAUAUUCUGCAUUGGGGAGAUGAUUAUUGGUCACAUUUGCAAAGACAGUUUACAGAUCAAUAUAAAUAUAUCCCCAUUGAAGACAUUGAAGUUUUCUGUUUUCAAGAUGCAGGCAGCAUUGUCUCUCUCUUUUAAUAUUUGAUUGCUGCUUCUGCUGCUGUUGUUGUUAUGAUGUUGUUUUUGUUGUAAUGAACAAAAAUGUAUACCCAUGAUUUUUUGUUCAGUUAUAGUGAAAUAUUACAAAGAACAUUAUUAGU
Electrophorus electricus (electric eel) is the source of this 1578-nucleotide messenger RNA. Lineage: Eukaryota; Metazoa; Chordata; Actinopteri; Gymnotiformes; Gymnotidae. The record is from RefSeq and is a predicted model, not a curated record.